This is a messenger RNA of Cornus florida, 915 nucleotides long. RefSeq lists its product as uncharacterized. The coding region runs from base 1 to 915 and encodes 304 amino acids. The record is from RefSeq and is a predicted model, not a curated record. The transcript is spliced from 3 exons. NCBI's taxonomy places the organism in Eukaryota, Viridiplantae, Streptophyta, Magnoliopsida, Cornales, Cornaceae.
AUGAAUGAAGUGAUGCAACUGUUAUCGCCUGAGAAUGUAAAGGCAUUCUUUCGACGUCGUAAGAGAAGAUAUAUUAAACGUGAUCGAGAAGAAGCAGCCCAGCGACUAUUCCAAGAUUAUUUUGUUGAAAAUCCCACUUUUCCACCCGAGAUGUUUCGUAGACGAUUUCGGAUGCGUCGAGAGUUGUUUAUUCGCAUUUUAAACGGUGUUACAGCAUAUGACGAAUGGUUCAUCCAGAAGCCUGAUGCCCUCGGUCGUAUGGGGCAGUACCAAUGCACACCAAACGAAGAGGACAUUGCAUGUCUGCUUCGAGAAGGGGAAGAAAAAGGCUUCCCAGGUAUGCUUGGCUCUAUAGAUUGUAUGCAUUGGAUCUGGCAUGCUUUCUUUGGUAUGGCUAGUUCAAACAAUGACGUGAAUGUCUUGAAUCAUUUCCCAACAUUCAAUAGCCUGAUCAAUGGCACAAUGCCUCCGAUUAAUUACAAGGUAAAUGGGUAUCGACGUACAAUGGGGUAUUACCUAUCUGAUGGUAUUUAUCCCAAGUGGGUAACUUUGAUUCAGACCAUCCCACACCCAACAAUUAGCAAAGAUAAAUUGUUUGCUAAAAAACAAGAAGCCGUUAGGAAAGAUGUUGAACGAGCGUUUGGCGUGUUGCAGAUUAGGUGGGCUAUAACGCAAGGACCUGUGUAUUAUUGGGAUAAAGAAGAUUUAAACGAGAUAAUGAGAAUGUGCAUCAUAUUGCAUAAUAUGAUCAUUGAAGAUGAACGUGGACACAUUUUGCAAUGGACACCUCCGCCGGAUGAGCCAAUAUCCUUCCCACAUAUAUUCGAAACCCAACAAUGUUGGUGGCACACAUUUCCGGUCGUUUUAGAAGAAUUCGUAAUAGAGCGGAUAAUGCUAAUCUCAGGAGACAUCUGA